This is a messenger RNA of Candidula unifasciata, 720 nucleotides long. Lineage: Eukaryota; Metazoa; Mollusca; Gastropoda; Stylommatophora; Geomitridae. The record is from the annotation of a GenBank genome assembly.
AUGUUUGAACAGUGCAGAUUUUACUUACCAGUCCAGUUUGUGGAUGAUAUAUUGGGUAGAAGAGCUAAGAAAGAAAUCAAAGAUGGAGAGACAAGUAGGCAACAAGAUGGUAACUGGGCAGAGGUCUCUUCUGGAAGACGCAGAGGCAGAAAAGAGAAAGAAAAAGAUUUGAUUGAUAUACAAGUCCGAGACCUGGUCUUGAAUAUAGCUGAGAAUGACAACAUCAACGUCCCUUAUACAGAGAGGUUUCGACAGGUGGCGCUGGUGGAGUACCUGCAGAAAAGUGUUGAAAGCAUGUACCCACAGAUUGGCAGGGAAACCUACCGGGUGCCUGAUGUGCACAUCAACAAGGGAAAGGAUCGAGAAGUCAAUGAAGAAGGAGUGACAGAACAGAUUCCACCAACAGACACAGACAUUCGAAGUGACAGAGCCCACAGUUUUAUCAUUGACAUGAUUUACCAUCUAAGCACACGGAUGAAAGAAACAAAAGUUGGUCCAUUUUUCAUCAUCAGCUCGUAUGAAUAUGACCACUUCCUGUCCAGACUGAAGUCAUCAAUUGAAGAGAAGUACUGCCAUGAUCGAGGAGAAAUUGAUAUUCUUAUAGCUCUACCUAAACAUGUUAUCUUUGUGGAGGACUUCACAAAAACAAAAAUUGCUGCAUUGCCAAACUUAGAGAGGGAGUAUCUGAGAGAUGCACUUGAUGAUGAUGAGCUCCGGCAG